Messenger RNA from Cercospora beticola, 548 nucleotides. RefSeq lists its product as uncharacterized. The record is from RefSeq and is a predicted model, not a curated record. NCBI's taxonomy places the organism in Eukaryota, Fungi, Ascomycota, Dothideomycetes, Mycosphaerellales, Mycosphaerellaceae.
GCAUCUCUUUCUGUUCUUUCUUUCUUACGCAUUAAUUUUCUUUUCGAGAGCACACGAUCGAAGCCGGUCUUCAUCAAAAUGCAGUUCAACAUUUGCUCCAUUCUCCUCGCCUUGAGCGCUGUGGCUAUUGCAGCUCCAACACCGGUGGCAUACAACGAGCUCGAAGCUCGCGGGCUCGGUGCAGCGAUUGGCAAAACGCUCAUCAAAUGGGGCGAUAAGUUACAAGGCAAAGGCGACAAAAUCUCCGCGAGUGGCCAGGCUGCAGGCGAAAAGAUCACUGCAAAUGGGCAGCGUUGGGGAGAAAACAUUCAGAACGCUGGUCAGAGAAUGCAGGGAGGGAAAAAGUGGCCUGGAUGGAAGAAAGUGCUUGGCGGCGAGGAGGAGUAGGAGAUUGCACGGUGUUGGCUUCGUCCGCUCGGCAGAGCGUGAAAGGUGAAAUUGUAGCGACGUGAGCUGGUUCUUCGUCGUCUACCGCGCCUUUUAGCUUGAGGUUUAUCAACUUGGGGGUUGUAUGAUGAAAAGUCCGAAAAGUUGUCAGUGUUCGUCCG